AUGAUUUACUCAGUCCUCUCGCCUGCCUUCCUGAUGACUCCCUCUCCCUUGCCCUCUUCAUUCUUUCCCUUGCCACUCUGGCGCGCUCCGUGCUAUAUGCCAGCCCGCCGCCUUCCCCUUCGCGUCCGCGCUGGUCCUGUCCCACCCCCACCUCCCUUCGCAUGUCCUCCGCACUCAUCCGUGCUCCUGCUCGCCCCGACUGCCUCUCUGGCGAGUAAUGCGCCCUCGCCCAGCCUUCUCUAUGCGUUCCUCGCGGCCAGUGCCUCUCGGGCAAAGGGGAUCUCUCGUCCCUUCUCCCUCCGUGCCCGCGGCAACUGUCUUGCAGAUGCCACUCCUCCUCCCAUCUCCCUCCCUGCUUGCGCUGCAGACCUGGCGAACGUGUCUCACCCCUUGCCCUUCCCGCGUAGUGCCGCCACGGAUCCGGUGAGCCAGACCCGCCAGUCUGUCGUCUAUCAUGUUGCCCAUGCCGAUCAGGCGAGCGCGACCCGCCCCCCUGCCUCCCAUCAUGGUGCUGACGCACCUCAGGCGAGUGCGACCCUCCGUUCCGCCCUCCUCCGCGCUGCCAACGCGGAUCAGGCUCCAGCACCAACCCUGCUCCUGCGCACGGGUACUCUUUCAUUCCUUUACGGCGUGCUCUCGCAUCCGCCCCCGUGA
This is a messenger RNA of Closterium sp. NIES-65, 654 nucleotides long. The record is from the annotation of a GenBank genome assembly. NCBI's taxonomy places the organism in Eukaryota, Viridiplantae, Streptophyta, Zygnematophyceae, Desmidiales, Closteriaceae.